This is a messenger RNA of Phaedon cochleariae (mustard beetle), 1693 nucleotides long. The record is from the annotation of a GenBank genome assembly. NCBI's taxonomy places the organism in Eukaryota, Metazoa, Arthropoda, Insecta, Coleoptera, Chrysomelidae.
AUGAUUAUUGAUUUGCAGGUGAUAAGGAACAAAAUGGAAAAACAGAAAAUGAUGGAUCAAUCAGAAAAUUUGACUGCAUCGACAACUGGACACACUGUACAUCAGUUAAUUUUUCUAUUCAUUCAUUCCAUAGUUGAUUCUGGAACAAGAUUAUCAUUCAUUGAUUUAUUGAUGAAAUCGAAAAGCUUGACAGAAGAAGAGCUGAAUGACGAGGUUGGAACGAUUUUAGCAGCGGGAUCAGAAACAUCUGCCACUACAUUAGAAUACUUGAUGAUCACUUUGGGGAUGAAUCAAGAUAUACAGGAUAAAGUAUAUGAAGAAGUGAUGGAAAUUAUGGGUCCAAAUCGUCCAGUUGAGCCACAAGACCUCAUGAAACUGAAAUACACAGAAAUGGCAUUGAAAGAAACGCUGAGAAUAUUUCCAACGGUACCAUUCGUUAUUAGAAGCGUUGAAACAGACUUACGUCUAGAUCACAAACAUACAAUUCCUGAAGGUGCAUCUGUGCUGAUUUUAUUCCUGGCAAUCCACCGAGACCCUAAAUACUGGCCAGAUCCCUUCAAAUUCGAUCCUGACCGUUUUCUUCCAGAGAACAAAACGAGUAGGCAUGCUUUCAGCUAUCUGCCUUUUAUGGGUGGACCCAGAAAUUGCAUCGAAGAAUGUGCCAUUGUUCAAGUUGGCAUCGAAAUGCACACUGGACAUGAUCUGCGGCUAAUAGAACUGAUUUGCCUCAGAGCUGUAAAUGUGAGGUACCAUAUAGACUUAAUUUGGAGAUUAUCACCUGCUGGUAGGUCAUGGAAUAAGCCAUUGAAAUUAUGCCGAGACUUCAAUUCCCUAGUGAUAAGGAACAAAAUGAAAAACCAAGAAAUAGAGGAUGAAUCUGGAAAUUUCGAUGUUGAUUCUGAACGAAAACCAUCAUUCAUUGAAUUGAUGAUGAGAUCCGGAAGUUUCACAGAACAAGAGCUGAAUGACGAGGUUGGAACGAUUUUAGCAGCAGGAUCAGAAACAUCGGCGUCAACAUUAGAGCAUAUGAUGAUAACUUUGGGAAUGAACCAGGAUAUACAGGAUAAAGUAUACGAAGAAGUGAUGGAAAUCAUGGGUCCAGAUAAAUCAGUAGAGCCGCAAGACCUUGCUAAAUUGACAUUCACAGAUUUGGUACUGAAAGAAACGAUGAGAAUACUCCCAACGGUACCAUUCGUUCUGAGAAGCGUUGAAACUGACCUACGAUUAGAUGACACACAUACAAUUCCUGGAGGUGCAUCUGUGAUAAUUUUCAUUCUUGCAAUCCACCGUGAUCCUAACUACUGGCCAGAUCCAUUCAAAUUUGAUCCUGAUCGGUUUCUUCCAGGGAACAAAACGAGUAGGCAUGCUUUCAGCUAUCUGCCUUUCAUGGGUGGUCCUAGAAAUUGUAUUGGAGGUCGAUAUGCUAUGAUGAGUGUGAUGACGAUGUUUGUACAUCUUAUAAGGAAGUACAGAUUUUUCACGGAAUACAAAUCUUUGGAAGAAAUUAGGGUGAUUCCGCUGGUUACACUCAAGCUGAAAGAUGGAGCGAAAUUAUCGAUGAAAAGGAGGUGAUUCGUUAUUGUGUUCUGUCGUUUGUUAAAUUGUUCCAUAUAGGUGACGGUGAUGUGAAUUGAAUACCUAAUGGAAGGUUGAUUGAUUUUCAUUUUCAACGAAUAAAAUGUUAUACUUUCAA